UAAGACAGUGGAAGUGUGUAGUUUGUUUGAGGUAAAGUGUAUGGAAAAGUUGUCUAAGGAAUCAGGAACUUCACUAUUGGUACCAUCAGUUCAAGAGUUAUCUACAGAGAAUGUAUCUAAUGUUCCAGAAAGAUACUUUCAGCCUCAACAUCAACAACAAACGGUGUUCAUCUCUCAAGAAUCUGAUGCCACCCUUCAGAUUCCAGUAAUUGACAUUCAGAAAUUGCUUUCUCAAGAAUCUGCAAGUUCGGAAUUGACUAGGCUUCACCUUGCUUGCAAAGAAUGGGGAUUCUUCCAGAUUAUAAACCAUGGUGUGAGCUGUUCUUUGGUGGAUGAAAUAAAGUUGGAGAUUAAGGAAUUUUUCAAGCUUCCAAUAUCAGAGAAGAAAAAGUAUUGGCAGAGUUCAGAGACUAUGGAGGGUUUUGGGCAAUUAUUUGUUGUGAGUGAAGAUCAAAAACUUGAUUGGAAUGAUAUGUUCUAUAUGAUCACCCUUCCUACCAAAUCCAGAAUGCCCCACUUAUUUCCACAGCUCUCUCUCCCUUUCAGAGACACUCUGGAACUAUACUCACAGAAAAUGAAAGAUCUGGCCAUGAUGAUAAUUGGACAAAUGGGCAAAGCUUUGGAGAUAGAAGAAAGGGAAAUGAGAGAAUUAUUUGAAGAUGGGAUACAAAUGAUGAGGAUGAACUAUUACCCUCCUUUUCCUCAACCAGAAAAGGUCAUUGGUUUCACAAAUCAUUCAGAUGCAGUAGCUCUAACCAUCCUCUUACAGCUCAAUCAAGUAGAAGGGUUGCAGAUAAGAAAAGAUGGCAUGUGGAUUCCUGUUAAACCCUUACCUAAUGCCUUUGUUGUCAACGUUGGUGACAUAAUGGAGAUUAUUACGAAUGGAACAUAUCGGAGUGUUGAGCAUCGAGCAGCAGUGAAUUCAGAGAAGGAAAGACUUUCAUUUGCAACAUUCUAUAGCCCUAGAGAAGAUGCUGUCAUAGGUCCUUCACCAUGUUUGAUAACUGAGCAAACACCACCACAGUUCAAGAGUAUCAGAGUGGAUCAGUAUUUUAAGGACUUUUUUGCUCGAAAACUUGAAGGAAAGUCCAACAGAGAUAACAUGAAAAUAGAGCAUCCUAAUUGAACUUGUUCAAAUUACCAAAAAAAUAUGUUUUUCAUCAGUGUUGUUUGUGCACAGUAGAAUAAUUACAUGUAUAAUAAUGUGCACAGUGAAUCAUCCGUAAGAUAUAUUCGCACCAGUUAUAAGGGUUGUAUGAACAAUAGAGAAGUUAAAAUACCAUCAUGGUUCUAUCUAAUGAUAAUCCAAAUAAGUUUAUGUAAGGAAUGUUUGUGUGCAUAACAUCAUGUCAUAUAUGUUCUUCACUCUA
Messenger RNA from Vigna umbellata (rice bean), 1370 nucleotides. RefSeq names its product protein SRG1-like. Lineage: Eukaryota; Viridiplantae; Streptophyta; Magnoliopsida; Fabales; Fabaceae. The record is from RefSeq and is a predicted model, not a curated record.